Molecule: messenger RNA, 789 nt
Organism: Carica papaya (papaya)
Lineage: Eukaryota; Viridiplantae; Streptophyta; Magnoliopsida; Brassicales; Caricaceae
Source: RefSeq, a predicted model, not a curated record
UCUGCAGUUGUGGCUACUACAAGGAGGCAUCUGCCUUCAGAUUCCGGAGCCUUUGCUGAUUGGGCAACCUCGACUUCAUCCGCAAUCCGCGCCGCAGUCCCCGACGACCUUUCUCUCGGCUUCAAUGCCGGACCCACCUCCGCUGCCGCAGCCGGCUCUGCUACUGGCCCAUCCGCUGCGGCUGCCGGACCUUGGGCUUCUUCUUCUUCACGCCCUAUCAAUUACGGUCUCCCACACGAGAUGGGCAUGGUGGGUCUCCGAGAUGUUUUCGUGGUGGCCCCAGCUUCCUCCUUCAACCACCACCACCACCACCACCAUCAUCAGCAUCAUGAACAAAUCAUGGGUUCAGCUUCUGAUCCAAUCAAUGGACCCAAUGGCGCCGCUGCGGCUACGGCACUUGGAGUCGGAGUCGGCGUGGGUGUCAUACCGCUUCUCACUGCAGCACCGUGUUUGGCUCCUCCCCAGAAUAUGGAAGACGCAGAUUUUUUAAGCAACGGUCGUAACAAGCUCGGUGGAAUUCAGCUAUGGCAGAAUCAAAACUCUCAGUACCUUAAAAAACCAACGGCAAUUCUCGAUCACGGCAACAACGCUUCGAUGAAUCUGAUAACAGGUUGCGGUGGUGGUGGUGGUGGGGGGAAUAGUAACAGCGGUGGGAUUGGUAGUGGGGGUGGGUCGGGUUCAAGUUCCGGAACACCCUGUCAAUUCUGCAUCUUUCUGACUAAGAAAGAAUGCACUGAUAAAUUAUUUAAUUUCCAUGGCCUGAAACAAACUAAUCAAUUUAAUUUUUAA